Messenger RNA from Cladocopium goreaui, 2118 nucleotides. The record is from the annotation of a GenBank genome assembly. Lineage: Eukaryota; Dinophyceae; Suessiales; Symbiodiniaceae.
AUGGCCGAGGAUAUGCAGCAGGAUGCCAUCGAUUGCGCCACGCAAGCCUUGGAGAAGUACAACAUUGAGAAGGACAUUGCGGCCUUCAUCAAGAAGGAGUUUGACAAGAAGUACAACCCCACUUGGCACGUGGUGGUGGGCCGUAACUUCGGAUCUUACGUGACGCAUGAGACGAAGCACUUCAUCUACUUCUACCUUGGGCAAGUGGCUAUCCUGUGCUUCAAGUCAGAUGCCGACUCCCAGCGCAACGUUUCAAGCCAUGCUGGACUGCAGAGCGCGUUUUUCGCAAAGGAGUCUGCGGCCUGGGAAGCCGAGACUGUACCGUCACGCCGUCUCAGAGCACUCCGCGUUGCACCCAUGGCAGAUCGCAAGGCCGUGAUCAAGAACGCCGACAUGGCCGAGGAUAUGCAGCAGGAUGCCAUCGAUUGCGCCACGCAAGCCUUGGAGAAGUACAACAUUGAGAAAGACAUUGCGGCCUUCAUUAAAAAGGACAAAAGCGCUGAGAAUGGAAUCCUGGUUCCUGGCAUCACAGAGCCAUGGGAUGGGGUCUACAAUGGUGUCACCAAGGAGUUCGACAAGAAGUACAACCCCACUUGGCACGCGGUGGUGGGGCGUAACUUCGGAUCUUACGUGACGCAUGAGACGAAGCACUUCAUCUACUUCUACCUGGGACAAGAUGAAACAAUCCAGCAGGGCGCGGCAGUGUCACGGGUGAUCCGGAGUUUCAAUGAUUGUCCAUGUUUGGCAUUUGAAGCGCUGCAUCAUGGCGUCAUGGGACUAUUGGGUUUGGCGGACCCGGCGCUGCAGUAUGCGGUGGAGGAGGUCCUGGGCUUCGACCCGCUGCACCUGGGCCACGCCAAUUCGGCCAUCGCGCGUCUGUCGAAGUCCAAGCGCUGGCGCCAGGGCGAGGCGCUGCUGGCUGCGCUGCGGCCGGCAGCGCUGCAGAUCAGCGACGUGUCCCUCAACGCCGCCAUUGGCCGCGGCGUCUUUUGGACCCGUGCUCUGGGGCUGCUGCAGCGGCUGCGAGCCUUGCGGCCGAGGGAUGCCAUUGGUUCCAACGCAGCCUCCAGUGUCUGCGGUGCCGCGCCGGAAGGUGCACAAGGCUGGCGCUCGGCGCGGAGGCUGUUGGCGCAACUUGCGGAAGACGGGCUGCGAGCCACGGCGGUGAGUUUCAAUGCCGCCAUUUCUGCUUGCAGUGACAUAUCCUGGCGUGGCGCGAUUUCGUUGUGGCGCGCUUUGGGCGCGUUGGAGGAGACCAUCUCGCGCAACGCGGUGCUGACUUCGCUGGGCUCGGCGCUCGGGUCUGUCGAAUGGGCCAAGGCGCUGCAGCUGCUGCAGUGCACGGGGGCAGCAAGGCUGCAGAGGAGUCUGAUCAGCUACAACUCCACAGUGAACUGCUGCGAAAAGGCGCAAUGUUGGGCUGCUUCAAUGGGCCUGCUGGAAGCCAUUCAAAGCCAAGAAUUGCUGCCAGAUCUCUUCAGCUGCAAUGGGAUCCUCAAGGCCUGCCACUGGAGGGGCAGCUUGCGGUGGCUCUCCUGGAUGGGACAGCACAAGAUUCAGCCCGAUCAGGUGAGUUUGUCCUCCUCCUUGACCACUUGGCAUGGCACCUGGCCCCAUGCCACGGCUUUGCUGUCAGUGCUGGUGCCCAAUCAGGUUUGCAUCAGCGCUGCCAUCACCGCGUGUGAGAAAUCCGCGCAGUGGACAUCAGCCGCUGAGCUGCUGGCAGCGUUGCGCAUGUUGCGCAGCGCGGCUCCCAACAGCACCAGCUGCAAUGCUGUGCUCAGUGCCUGCGAGAAGGGGUUCCAGUGGCUUCAGGCAGUAAACAUCUUCCGCCAGAUUCACAGCAGCCUGCGUUGCAGCGAGACCACACUGAAUGCAAUGGCCAGUGCCUGCGAGAAGUGUUCCCAGUGGCAGAUGGCACUUCGCAACCUCCCGAUGGAUGGCAGUGGGCAAGAGAAGCACUUGAUGGGCUUCAAUGCGGCCAUGUGCGCUUGCCAUAAAGGUGACUUGGCUAGCUGGGAAAAAUGGAAAGAAUUCGGACAUCGUGUGGAAAGAUUGGAUGAACAGAACAUAACAGAACUCAUUUCUACAUCAACAGCGGGAAAUGAUACACAAUAA